AUGGACGGAAUAACCGAUGACGGUCCUAGGAUCAAUACGAGAUACAUCUAUCAAAACUUAGCAAAAGCAGUUCAGGAAUGUAGAAUAAAUAAAGGUCAAGUUCGUAGAGGGGCGGCGGUGGCGGUGGCGCGGUGGUGCGGCGGUGGCUCACGCUCCGCCGCGUGGCGCAAGGCCGCUGAACAUCAAAGCCUUCGAUCACUGCAAAUUAUCCCCUCCGUCGAACAGAGGUUCUGCCCGUUCUCGCACAUUAAUAAUCAGAAA
Messenger RNA from Brenthis ino (lesser marbled fritillary), 261 nucleotides. NCBI's taxonomy places the organism in Eukaryota, Metazoa, Arthropoda, Insecta, Lepidoptera, Nymphalidae. The record is from the annotation of a GenBank genome assembly.